GCCCGAAAUCCCUAGUUCCUUCCUCUCCUGAGCCUAUAAAAGAGGCGCCGCUGCCAGCGGAGAGGGUUCCUGCAGUAGCCUGUUGGAGUUAGUGGCGUAGGGAAGAGGGGAGGACACAAGAGCGAGAGGCCAAGGGGGCCACAUCGAGCUACCAGAGUGAUGGGGUGCGGGGCUUCUAAGCCUGUGGAAGGGCAACGACCAGUCCCGGAGCCUAAGAAGGGCUGGGAAGAAGGGAGCAAGGUUGUUAUUGGUGAAUCUCGCAUAUCUGUCGAUGUUGAGCCUUGGAAUGGAUCAGCAAGGCCUAAAAGUACUACAGAUAGUGGAGUGGGACUGGAAGAGCGUGUCUUGAUGGAAAGCUUACCUGGAACCAUUCCAGAAAAUUCACUUUCUCUUGAUGAAAGAAAUGAAGAAGUAAAUACAGAACCAGUAAUCAGUGGAUUAAUCAAUACAUCCCAACAUCUUCAGAGCCAAGAGAGGUUGAAGUCAUCAGAUAUCUUGGAGGAGCUUAUCAUUCAAGGAAUAAUACAAAGCCAAAGUAAAGUAUUUAGAAAUGGAGAAUCCUAUAAUGUCAUGAUGAACAUGGAUGAAAAGCCUCUCAGGAAGCCACCUGCCAGACUAGAAAAACUUAAGACCAAAAGGGAAACAAAUGGUUUCACAAUAAAAAAUAUAGAGGAGAAGAUGAAGGCUGCAGAUGAAAGGAGGAAGGUUAAAGGUGAAGAAAUGAAAAAAAGGCUGAGAAGUGACAGGCCUCUGCCACCAAUUGUCCCUUCAAGCACAGCAGAGCUGAGUGAAGAUGACACUCCAUUUACCAAAGGAUUUAAAACUACAGACUAUACUAUGUUUCAGACUUCUACCAUGGAAACAGAAAGGCAAGCAAAAAGGAAAAAAAGCUUUGGGAAAGGCAACAUAGUCUCAAGUGAAAUAAAUCAAAACUACGAAGGCUUUGGGGUUGUGGAGUCAGAUGUGCACUACAACACUUCUGAUGAUGCAUUCUGACACACUAGUGUUGCAUUUUGGGGAUCCAAAUCUAAUUUAAUCCAUAUACCCCUAUUUCUGAUAUGUUAAUGCAUCCAUUACACAAACAAAACACAACCAAACAGCAAAUCAGCUAUAAUGACAUACUGACUUUUGCCCCUGACUUGGGAAUUUUGCACUUUGGAGCAUAGAUUGUUGCCAAAACUUCACAGAAAAAAAAGAUUUGUGGGGGAAGAUUAAAUGUCUGUCCUUUCAAAAGGGUAAAGAGCUAUAAUGGGGGAGCUAGGUAUUGCAGUGAGUAAAGUACCAACCCUGGAGUCAGAGGAUCUGGGUUCAAAUGUGACUUCAGACACUUACCAGCUGUGUGACCUUGGGCACCACACUUAACACUGUUUGCCUCAGUUUCCUCAUCUAUAAAAUGAGCUGGAAGGAAAAAUGUAUACAAUAUCUUUGCCAAGAGAACCUCAAAAGGGUUCAUAAAAGUCAAGCAUUAUUGAAAACUACUAAAUAACAAUAAAGAGGUAUUCUACUUAAAUGAAAUUAAGGAGAAGCAUAUUGGUUUGAUGGGUAUCAUCGAAUUAACUAAAUGCAUUUGGAAUAAAGUCUGGUCCACUUCAUUCAAUGUAAACUAUACAUGUGAUAUUUCACUAAUUCUUAAAAUUAAGUCCUUGCUCUGUCCCUCUCCUAAAGACCUUCUUAAUGUAGUAGCUAGUCCAGUGGCAAUGAUAUGUAUUGCUUAGUGCUACUGUUAGUACCCAGGGCUACAGAGAGUGCUGAUGUCAAGGUUAGCAAUUUCAUCUCCAUGCAACCCAAAGGAAGAGAAGGAUCAAGAGGAAGGAGGCAGCCUAGGGAGGCAGCCUUUCCCCCCACUGCCUAUAUAGUCAAUAAAGGCUCAGCCAAGUAUUUCUUUGGCUCAAUGUAUAUUAGAUCAUCUGUGCCUUUCCUUUCAAAGCUAAGUUCUUGGGUGGGUAAGAUAAGCAGUCUGAAAGUAUGUUGUGGUUGCUGAAAGGCACUAUUAGUGUAGUAGGGAGAGUCCUGGAGUGUCAGGAGAGAGAUUUGGUUUUGAAUUCUACCUCUUACACUUUCUAGCAAUGGGACCAUGAACAAGUAGAUUAACCUCUCCAAACCUUAGUUUCAUCAUCUGUAGAAUGGAGCUCAUAAUACUUAUAAAUCUCUUUAGUUGUUGUGAGGAUCAAGUAAGAUCAUUCAUUUAUUCCUUCAUGAAACAACCAUUUAUUAAGCAGUUAUGGUGGACCACUCACUCUGCUAGGCACAGAAAUAAAAAAAUAAAAACAAUAGUCCCUACCCUCAAAGAGGAUCUAUUUUUUCAUGGAGGGAAAAACAUGAAUUCACAUAAAUAAAUGCAAAAUAUAUUUUAAAAAUCAUGUCUGAAGGGAGCCCUCGGAGAAUUCGGGAUAUGCCUUUUACAAGAGGUGUCAUUUGAAUCAAUCCUUAAAGGAUUUUUGGUGCAGAAUGAAAUGUGUACUUUUUUAUACAAUCAUUGAGGGAAUUAUUUUUUUGCUUGACUAUACAGAUUUGUUACAAGAAAUUUGUUUUUAUUUUAUAUUUUAUUCUGAUGGUGUGGAGGUGGGAUGGAAAGAAAAUAAAUUUCUUUCUUUUUUCUUUAAUAAAAAGGUAGAAGUGAAGGACUAAGAGUUUAAAAUAUUGCAUGCACUUGCAGAUGAGACCUACAGAUCAUUAGUUUUUAUUUUGUUAUAAGAGACUUUAAGUGUUUUUUUGUUUGUUUUAAAACAAACUAUAUCAAGAACAUUUUAAAAGGGGGAGGAAGUGCAUUCUGGACAUGGGAGAAACACUAUGCAAAAACACAGAGAAGGAAGGUGGAAUUUUGUGGACAGAGGACCAUUGAAGUAGAUAGCUUUGAGUACAGUGUAGAGUAUCUAAAGUCAGAUUCUCAAAUAUUUUUAUUUCAAUACCUCUUUAUGCUCUUAAAAUUAUUGAGGAUCCUGAAAAGCUUUUGUUUACUGGGUGAUACUUAUGGAUAUUUACUUUAUGAGAAAUUAAAAUUGAUUAUCUAAAAAUAUUGAUUAAUUCACUUUUUAAAAUACCCCAUUAUAUGUUUUAUAUAAGUAACACAUUUCUAUGAAAAAUAACAUUUCCCAAAACAAAGAACAAUUAGUAAGAAGAGAGGCAUUGUUUCACAUAUUUUGAAAAAUUUCCUUAAUGUCUUGAUUAAUAGAAGACAACUGGAUUCUCAUAUUUGCAAAUGUAUUCAAUCAGUUGUGUUAAUGUUGUUUUGGUUGAAAUAUAUGAAGAAAAAUAUGGCCUUACAUAGACAUGUAGUUGCAAAAGGGAGGAGUAUUUUAAUAAGUAAAUAACUCCUUAAUAUUAUUAUUAAAAUAGUUUUUAUGUUAUGGACCCUCUAGAAAGGUCUCAGGAAUUAUCAGGAGUGGGUGGUCCACACUUUAAUAACCAUUCACUUUACCAUACUUUGUAUUGCUGAAGUAAAUCAAUAUAUGGUAAGCUUAGAAAGGCAAACUGGAGACAGACUGUGAAGACCUUUUUGCCACAGAGAGGAUAUAUUUUAAACUUUUUAAAUUUUAAUUGUGGUUGGACUCUGAAUAUAUUAAUUAGGUGGUUUUAUUAGGUGGUCUCCAGGGAUUUAAUUUCUAAAUCCCAAAAUGAAUUACUAAAGUAAAUGGAAUUUAUGGUAGUUUAUUUACAAUAUUUACAAUAGAAGGAAGAUAUUAAGGAAUGAAAGAGAGAGAGGAAAAAAACUCUGGCUUCUACUGAUACCAGUUAGAAACUCUAAGCCCCAGCCAGGGGAAGAGAGUCUCAAGAAGAUGGGCCUUACCUGGAGGCUUCAUGCCUCCAUAAAGGCGAGGUCACUAUAUCAGUUAGAAUUUCUAAGUCCCAGCCAGGGGCAGAGAAAAGCAAGUCCACUAAGUCAGCCUUUGACUCACUAGUGGUAACAGUCUAAAAAAGAAGUCUGGGUACUGGUCUUCCACUGGCUCCUCUGUCCUUCACUCCAAUCCCAGGUGACUGACUGUCCUCUUCAGCCUUUUUCCCCUCUAUUUAAAGACCUUUUUCUCUUGUGUCACCUCCUCUAAAUUUUCACAUCUACCAGUCACAGCAGACACUUUUCUCUAGGAUUGCCCAUUCUAUAGUUCUCACCUUCCUUAGUUAGAUUUUCUCCAGGACUGUCCAUUCUUUAGUUCUCACCUUCUCCGGUUAGAUUAUAUCUUUUGGGGUUACUUAACACCUCUUUUGGUAAAUUCACCUUUUGUAGUUACUUAACACCUUUUUGUGGUUAAUUCACCUUUUGUAGUUACUUAACCCCUUUUUGUAGUUAAAAAUCUAACAGUAGAUUGUAGCUUACAAUUCUAGCUUCACUAUAAAGAAAGAGCUAAGUAUCUUCAUUGUUACAAUCAGGAGAUAGCUAGAUCCAAUCUUUGUGACUAGAGGCAACAGGGAAAUGACAUAUCCAGGUUAAUCGGAGUAUCAUUUUGCAGCUAUGUAGAAUUGUCAUUUUGUUUAUAUUGACUGAGCCUACCCAUGAAUAAUUAAUAUUCUUCCAGUUAUUUAGCUCUCUGAGCUUAGCCUAUGAAAGGGAAGAGGGCAGUAACUUAAAUUAAUGUGCAAUUAAUUCAUCCAUUAUUGUAUUUUAUUCAUGUAUGUAUUGUAUUGUAUUCAUAGGCAGUUGAUCUAAAUACUCAAAAACAAGGAGAGUCCACCAAUAAGCAUUUUUAAGCACUUUCUUUGUGCUAGACACUGGAAUACAUAUAAGAAAGACAAAAGAUAGUUCCUGAUUUUAAGGAGCUUGUAUCCUAACAAGAAAAAUAUAGAUAAGAUAAACUGGAGAUAGCCAACAGAGGGAAGGCAUUAGCAUUAAGUGAGUUCAUCUAGUGAAGGGUUUUAGUAUAUUGAACCAAAACUAGAGAAUGGGAAUGAGUAAAGAGACAUGACUCUAGAGGAGAGGGUAUAAAGGAAACAAGUAGAGGAGUGAUUCAUACUGUUACUUCUUCAUCAAAGACUGGAAUAAAGGAAGAGAGAAUGGGACAAUUCAGUUUGGGCAUUUUGGAAGGUAUAUUUGAUAACAGGCAAGGGGGUAAUGCCUAUAAAGGUUUUUGCAAAAAGCAAAGUGCUUUAUAAAUGAUAAUUAUUAUUAUUAUUAUGACUAUUAUUAUUUUCAGGGCCUCAAAAUCCAUCCAGUUAUCAAUACUUCAUUCUAGGAUACCUCUAUAAAAUAAUAACUAGCAUUUAUUUAGACUUUAAGGUUUGCAAAGCACCUUUAAAAAUGCUAUCUCACAAAAAUGUGUCCUCAAACAACCCCCUGAGGUUGAUGUUAUUUAUUAUCCUCAUUUUACAGAUGAGAAAACUGAAACUUUCAGAGUUUAAGUGGAUUGAUUUAUCAUACAGAGUAUAAUGGUCUGGAGCAGGAUUUGAAUUCAGUUCUUCUCAACUCCAAGUCUAGCAUGGUAUUUACCAUACUACUUAACUGCCUCUGCUCUAUAGUUCAUAAAUGGGUUUGAUGUAUGUUUUUUGUUUAUUUCACCAACACUCCUUAGAAUACUAUAAAGGUAUCAUGCAACAACAUGAUAUAUUUCUUAGUCAGUGUAAUGAGUCCAGGCACUGUUAUACAAUAACAAUGCUAGCUAACUCCCCAUAUAAGUGUGUAUUAUUGGUUUGUUAUUUAUGAAUCUGUCUUUUUUUUAAUUCAAGUACACGGAAAUAGUAAUUAGCCAUUUCAGAAUGAUGCUUGGUAAUGGCAUUUACCAAUGUUAUAAAAUAUGAUAAUGGCUCAAACAAAUUUUCACACCAGAAGGAACAGAACUCUGACCUAUGAGUAUAAAGAUUAUGUAUUUCUUUACUUAUUUUUAAAGACCUGAACACAAUUCAUUCCUAUAGAGAUCUGUUGUUGUUUUUCAUCUGGAAAAUACAAACAUAAUAAUGGCAGAUUAAUGAUAACCUCUGCCAUUAUAUAUUUUAUUUUUUUAUUAAUAAUUUCACUUUAGACAUCUGCAACAGUGAUACAAUUGAGGGAGCACAGGCCUUUGUGGCAAAGGAUAUGGUUUAACAUUAUACCUCUCUCAUGCAUUCUAAGUAUAUGACCAUAGUGACUUAAAUGGGCAAGUCACUUAGUCCUCCAAAGCCUUAUCUUCCUUAUCUAUAAAAUGAAUGGACUAUACACAAACUCUGAGUUUUCUUCUUUUUUAAAAAUGGAUUUAGAAUAUUUUUCUUUCUGGAGUCAAUCUGUGAAUUCUUUCAAUUUCAAUUUUAUUUUCUUGCUUGAGGAUCUCUGGGCAGCUAUCUAUGAUAAUUUCUUUCAAUAUGAUGUCCAAGGUUUUUUCUUGAUCAUAGCUUUCAAGUAGUCUAAUAAUUCUCAAAUUGUCUCUCCUAGAACUAUUUGCUAGGUCUGUUGUUUUUUCAAUAAGAUAUUUCAUGUUUUCCUCUGAGUUUUAUUUUUUUUUUAUUCCUUUGAUUCUGCUUUAUUGUGUCUUGAUUUCUCAUGAAAUCAUUAGUUUCUAGAUGGUCAAUUCUGAUUUUUAAGGCCUGAUUUUCCUGUCAGGUUUUGGUUCUCCUUUUUUUCCAUUGGCCCAUUUCUUCUCCAGCAUUCCAUUUCAACUCUGUGUAAAAUCCUUUCUCCAUUUUAAUACUUCUCCACUUUUCUUCUGCCUCUCUUAACUGAUUUUUGAAGUCUUUUUUUGAGCUCUUCCAGACUUUGUGUCCAAUUUAUAUUUUUAUUUUGAACUUUGCAUGUGUUUCCUUUGCUUUGGCUGUCCCUUUCUGUGUCUAUACCUUGCUCUUUGUCUCCAUAAAAAUUCUUUAAAGUUAGGUGCUUUUUUGUUUUUUGCUCAUUUAUCCAUAUAAUUAUAAGUAGGCUCUGUUUUCUGGGAAGUUCGGGGUAUCCUCUUAAACUUCAGUCCUUUUUUGAUGUUAUUCUCAGAUUAUUUUCUCUCUGAGCUUUUUAUUGCUAUACAUCUGUGAUCCUAUGAUCUAGGACCUAAAUGAUACAAUCAUUUUUUGUUGUUGAUAUCACUGACUUGAAGCCCUGUGUCUCACAUUUAGAAUAUGGAAUCAGCAAAAAUAAAAAUGCUUUUGAGUAAACCAA
Molecule: messenger RNA, 7045 nt
Organism: Monodelphis domestica (gray short-tailed opossum)
Lineage: Eukaryota; Metazoa; Chordata; Mammalia; Didelphimorphia; Didelphidae
Gene: STMND1
Product: stathmin domain containing 1
Biological process (GO): regulation of microtubule polymerization or depolymerization
Source: RefSeq, a predicted model, not a curated record